CCCUAGACUCGAGUGUCAAGAGUCAAGAGUCAAGACAGCUAGGACCUAGGUCACAGGACGUACCAUGGACUUUCGCCCUGGGCAGAGUUGGGAGAGAAACAGUUGAAAGGGGCGCCAACGGUGACCUACCAUUGGACCAACACAAGGCUAGAAGUGCACAGAAGUUGCAGACAGUGAAAGAGAAGCACGGCACGCAACCUGGGUCUCGUAGAGGUUUGCAAUUUACUGUUCGACUUGCCUCAACGAUUGAGUUUCUGUGAUCUGGAGGAGGUUGUACCCUGCUCGACAACAAAAUCUGCACCGUUACCAUUUUUCAAUAUGUCGUCAGCCAAGCAGAAAGAGCUGGAGUUGGCAGCAGCCAAGGCUGCUGAAAUCUUGAAGGGGAAGAAGACGGACACUGCAAAUAUGAGGGGGUCGGCGUUGCAACCCCCACCGGGGUCCCGCUUGCAGGCAACCAACGCCUAUGGACAGAAAGAUCCUGGUGCUGAAGUGAGCAGGUGGCAAGAGAGGAAGGAAGCCAAGGCCAACAUGUAUGCUAUGAGCACAGAGCAUGCUCCUGGGUUGGGAAUCAGGAGAAAAGAUACGAGGCCUGGUGCGGGGCAAGGCUCUCAGGUGUGCCAAAAGUGCCUGAAAGCAGGCCAUUGGACAUUUGAGUGUAAGAACGAGCGUGUUUAUAUAGCCCGCCCAACGAGAACACAGCAACUGAAGCAUCCGAAGCUGCAGCAGAAGUUUUUGGACCCGGAAGAGUUGCCACCGGAUGCAAGGGAAGCAGAAGCGGAGCAACGUGCUGAUGAGUCAAAGCAGGGGGCCAAGAGGGAUAAAAAGAAGAGGGAAAGAGAGGAAUCUACCACAACUUCCGAAUCAGGAAGCAGCGAAUCAGAGAGUGAUGGAUCAGAUGUCAGCAGCUCAGAGAGCGAAAGGGACAGGCGCAGGCGCAGGAAAAGGAGAGGUUCUGGCGGGAAGAGGCGGAGACGGGAUACUAGCAGUAGUGAAGAUGAGGAGACUGAUUCUGAGGAGGAUCGUAGAAGGAGGCGGAAGGGGCGAGCAAAGCAUGAUAAGAAGAGAGCUGACAGCGACAGUGAAGAUCCCGAUGACAAGGAUAGGAAGAAGAGGAGCGUUAGAAGGCGCAAAAAGGAUAUGAGUAGUAGUGACGAAAGCAGUGACCUAAGUGAGAAAAUCCAGGAAGUGACAUCGGGCGUGCUUUUGGUGUUGAAGGUCGUGAAGCCAUCGGGAACAGAGAUCUAA
This is a messenger RNA of Klebsormidium nitens, 1245 nucleotides long. NCBI's taxonomy places the organism in Eukaryota, Viridiplantae, Streptophyta, Klebsormidiophyceae, Klebsormidiales, Klebsormidiaceae. The record is from the annotation of a GenBank genome assembly.